AUGGACAUCUACAUCAACGCCAUGCACGAAGAAGUCGAGAAUUUGACGAGCUCGCUCAAGAUGUUUUGUCAGCCUCAUAAACUGGCAGGUCACAACCCUGCGUGUAGACUUGCCGGAGUCGGAAAUCCCGAGCCUGAAACGUCGUGCCAAUUGAAGCCACAUAUCGGCUACACUAUGCCAGCCGAUCAUGAUGUCAAGGACUGGUCAUACAAGCUCGUUUCUCAACUCUUUACACAGGCUCUGUGUCCGAUCAGCAAAAGUGCAACUAUCCCGCCUGCUCAUGUCAUUGCUACCGGAAUCGAUCAGUCUCCUUUGUAUCUCGCUUUCGGCAUGGAAGGGUCCGACGACAAGUCAUACCCUUGGGAAAUUGACGUCUCUUAUCCGCCCUCUUUGAAGCCAGACGGAAGGCAGACCGAAGCCACAUCCACUAGCGCAACUAUUCGCAUCAGAGAGGUACCUUUGUCCAUCGCGCUGCAGUCUGAGCAUCUCUCUCUAGUGGGCUGUUGCGACGCUACGCUCGACAUUACUGCCACCAUUGUGGCCCUUUCAGGGCAUGUGACCAUCGAACAUGGCGAAUUGGAAAUGUGGUGUUAUUGGGAAAGACCUGGAUGCCCUGUCAAGGCUAUUGACAUGUUCAAGCGUACGCCAUUGCGACUUUUACAGCCCAGCAUGCAAAAUGUGCAGCAAAUGAGCGAGGAGGAUGUCAUAUUGCUCGCGCCGAUCAUCGAUGGAGACGAGAUCACACUCGAAGCUAUCAACCGAUCCAUCACUCAGAGCGUCGUCAAAGGCUUGCUCGGGGCUGACUAUGGUCCGUAUGGCCGCUUCUCAUCUCUUGCGCCGGAGACACAUCGAGUAACCGAGACAGCAGUAGAUAUGAGCAUGACCGUCACGAUCGAUAGUCCAAUCGCGCGAGAAGACAGUUCGCCAUCGCUCGUACACCGAUUUGAAGAACUCAAGCGCGACGCAAUACUCGAGCCAGAUAAGUCGCGCAGCAGUCUCUUCUCGCUCAACCGCUACAAUCUUGCGCGUCUCUGGUCUCUGCGAGGCUAUGCCAAUGCUGCUGCUUUGAUUCUCAUGCUGCUUGGCUUGCUGUUCACGUUUUUGGGCUAUCCUCUAUAUGAUGGCUUUACGCGUACUGGCUCGCCUACCUAUGGCUUCAAUCUCGGCAAUGUCAAUGCUUCAGGCCAAGUACCGUCUUUGCCAUAUUCACAUCAUUUGAUCGAUCGGGAUACACCAAAGACUGCUCAGCAUCGUAUUGGCUACGAUGGUCGUCCCUACAAUCUCAUUUUCAGUGACGAGUUUAACACGGAUGGGCGAACAUUCUGGCCGGGCGAUGAUCCCUUCUGGGAAGCAGUGGAGCUCUACUACCACGCAACAGGCGACAUGGAGCGUUACGAUCCAGACGCAGUCACAACCAAAGAUGGUCACCUCAGGAUUACAAUGACUCGCACGCCCGCUGGUGGGUUGGAGUAUCGAUCUGGUAUGCUGCAAUCAUGGAACAAGUUUUGCUUCACAGGCGGCUACAUCGAGGUGUCGGUCUCGCUGCCCGGGCAGCCACAGGUUUCUGGAUUAUGGCCGGGGGUGUGGACGAUGGGCCAGCUGGGUCGGCCAGGAUAUGGCGCGACAACAGACGGUGCGCUCACGUACAACGCUUGCGAUGUUGGCACGCUGCCUAAUCAGACUUUGCCUGACGGCAGUGGGCCUGCAGGCGCUUUGACAGGAGCGGGCGGAUCUUCAGUCUCUUCCCUGCCAGGCCAGCGAUUGUCCGCUUGCACAUGCCCGGGAGAAGAUCAUCCCAAUGUCGGUCAGGGAAGAGGCGCACCCGAGAUUGAUGUCCUCGAAGCACUCACAACAACUCGCGAAGGAAGAUCGUAUGGUUCAAUAUCCCAAUCUGCGCAGAUUGCUCCCUUUGAUCCGAACAAUGAUUGGAGCUCAGAAGGCGUACGAGUCAUGAACGCCUCUGCUACCGUUGUGAACUCCUACCAUGGCGGAGUCUACCAAGAAUCGAUCAGUGCAAUCUCGGAAAUCGACCAGAAUACAUACAGCGGUCAAGCGUUCGGCACGUUUGCUUUCGAAUAUACACCUGGUUCACAAGGCAGCAUCACUUGGGUGGCCGACGGCACUCCGACUUGGCAAGUCACUUCAAGUGCGAUUGGUCCUAGCCCGAUCGUGAAUAUCUCCCAGCGUGUCAUAUCAGAAGAACCCAUGUCCAUCGUCAUCAAUCUCGGCAUGUCGGAGACUUUCCAAUAUGUUAACACCGCUGCUCUCGAGUUUCCUGCAGUCCUACUUGUUGAUUAUGUCCGUGUAUACGCUCCGGCAGGCCAAGAGAAGAUUGGCUGCAGUCCAGACGACCAUCCAACAGCGCAUUAUAUCCAGUCGCAUCUCAACGCUUACACAAACGCAAAUCUUACGACAUGGAAGCAAGCAGGCUACAGUUUUCCCCGCAACUCACUUGUCGCACCAUGCUAG
Messenger RNA from Mixia osmundae IAM 14324, 2469 nucleotides. Its product is annotated as glycoside hydrolase family 16 protein. Gene Ontology annotation, cellular component: plasma membrane; endoplasmic reticulum membrane. The record is from RefSeq and is a predicted model, not a curated record. Bases 1 to 2469 code for a protein of 822 amino acids. NCBI's taxonomy places the organism in Eukaryota, Fungi, Basidiomycota, Mixiomycetes, Mixiales, Mixiaceae. Gene Ontology annotation, molecular function: glucosidase activity. Gene Ontology annotation, biological process: fungal-type cell wall organization; (1->6)-beta-D-glucan biosynthetic process. The transcript has 13 exons.